AUUCUUAAAUCCGCUUUAAUUCAUUGUCAAGUCCGUAAGAGCCUCGUGCUGCGGUCCGAACUCCGAAGGCCUCGAGGCUCCAAAGAGGACGCCGAUCUCAGUAUCUGCAUCUGUAAUUUUGGAAUUUUUUAUCGUUUAUAUUCAAUCUGGAGAUUUAUGGAGAACUCCGGAGCUCCAUCGCAGUCGGUCGAGGAGGCGGUGCCGGAUUUGCUCGAUCGGCAGGCAUCUGGCCAAGACAAAAAAAAUGGAGGAGAAAUUACACCAGCUCAUCAUUCUAGACGGCCCAAUCUUUCCUCUUUACAAAUACCUACAAGAACAUUGGAAAACCAGUUGCCUUCAUCAACAAGAAUUAAUAUACCUCCAAGUCCUAGUUCGACAAGAGCAGGCUUGCCCCCCAGGCCUGCAUCGGCAAGGACAAAAUCAUCUAUCAGGAAUCUGCUUUCUCAACGGAGCUUUAAGACAAAAAGUUCAACUCCAGAGAGUGACAGAACAAUCCUCCUCAUUCCAGGAACAACAUCUUCAGAAGGACGAGAUAAACCUUCUACAUCAAAACCAUUCUCUCUUACCAAGGUUUUAUCCUCUGCAUCAGCAAAAAUAACACAUUCGUUACCCGUGACACCAGUUGCAAGUUCAGGUCCAGGUUCAGGCCAAGAAAGACAUGUGGUUGACAUGUCUAAUUUGGAUAACCAAGAAGUUCGGACACAAAUCAGACGCUCAUUAUCAGUGCCAGGACUCACCAAAAACAGAAGUUUACGGCGGAUGGAUUCAGUUGCUCUUAUCCGUGUGAUUUCAGCAACCCCUCGUCCUGUUGCUGCUAACACUGCCACACAAAGUGAUGCUAUAGAGAUAGUAAAUGCAACUGAAGAUGAAGGUGAAGACAUUCCUGAAGAAGAGGCAGUUUGCAGGAUAUGUUUGGUUGAACUGGCAGAGGGAGGAGAAACUCUUAAAAUGGAAUGUAGCUGCAAAGGGGAACUUGCACUUGCACACCAAGAAUGUGCUGUGAAGUGGUUUAGCAUUAAGGGGAAUAAGACAUGUGAUGUUUGCAAGCAAGAAGUUAAAAACCUACCUGUAACAUUAUUGAGAAUACAGAAUCCUCAGACUGCAAACAGGCGGCCACCAAAUGGGUUUCAGCAAACAGAAGUUGCUCGGUACAGGGUCUGGCAGGAUGUCCCAGUUUUAGUCAUGGUAAGCAUGCUUGCCUAUUUCUGCUUCUUGGAGCAACUUUUGGUUACUGAUAUGGGCUCACGUGCACUUUCCAUAUCUUUGCCUUUUUCUUGUGUUUUGGGUCUACUCUCUUCCAUGAUAGCUUCCACAAUGGUGAGCAAAAGUUACAUCUGGGCUUACGCAUCCUUCCAGUUUGCAAUCGUAAUCCUGUUUGCUCAUAUUUUUUAUAACGUGCUCAGAGUUGCUGCUGUCCUCUCUGUCUUGCUUUCAUCAUUCACUGGGUUUGGGAUCGCAAUCAGUACAAAUUCUUUGCUUGGAGAGUAUUUAAGAUGGAGAGCUAGGAGAAAUCGGCAACAAGCACAUCAGCAGCACCAGCAGCAACAGCAACAACAACAACAUGAUGGCAGACAGCAGCAAGUAUCACGAGACAACCCUAUAGCUGAAAUUGGGGAUGAUGCUGGGCAGCAAGAAGCUCAAAGCCAGAUCCAGAACACUAGUUCUUCACAACAUGGAUGAAAUUGUUUCUGGUGCUGCUUACAGUACCAAUCACAAGAGGUACAUGGAUGCAGUGAUGGGUGAAUGGUCGACCAGCGGACUGGCACCAAAUGUGAAUGGAUGGGAGAAAUUUUGCCAUGGUUGGAGAACAAUAACAGAAGAAGGCAACCAUAAGAUGAGAUUGAUAGUAUCUAUGUUUGCAAUUAAAGAGGAAAGUCUGUUGUUGUAAAAGGGCAAACUUUUUAGUUUGCUCACAAAUUGGGUUGUGUGGUGCCCAGAAUGCAAGUAUAUUCAUCCUGUUCAAGCUGUCAUCUUCUUUGGUUUCUUUAUAUAAUGUUGUUUUUGAAUCUGCAGUGUCAACAAAUUUCCUGUAGGAAUUUACUUAGGAGUGCAAUAAUUUUGGCUUAUGAUUGGGAAAUUUUAUCAACCAGAAUUAUGUUGUGAGUGGUUUCCUAGUACAAGGUUUGCCCAGCAUGUGUAAUUAUAGAUAUUAUAUGAGAAUUUUGCAAAAUAUAUGUCUAAUA
Molecule: messenger RNA, 2183 nt
Organism: Elaeis guineensis (African oil palm)
Lineage: Eukaryota; Viridiplantae; Streptophyta; Magnoliopsida; Arecales; Arecaceae
Molecular function (GO): zinc ion binding
Source: RefSeq, a predicted model, not a curated record